This is a messenger RNA of Pungitius pungitius (ninespine stickleback), 2558 nucleotides long. RefSeq names its product glycerophosphodiester phosphodiesterase domain containing 3a (gene gdpd3a). Gene Ontology annotation, cellular component: endoplasmic reticulum membrane. Gene Ontology annotation, biological process: glycerophospholipid catabolic process. The coding region runs from base 253 to 1239 and encodes 328 amino acids. The record is from RefSeq and is a predicted model, not a curated record. The transcript is spliced from 10 exons. Gene Ontology annotation, molecular function: phosphatidylcholine lysophospholipase A1 activity; phosphoric diester hydrolase activity. Lineage: Eukaryota; Metazoa; Chordata; Actinopteri; Perciformes; Gasterosteidae.
GCAAACCGCGGUGCUUGAGGCGGGGGCGAGUGUGUAGAGAGAGAGAGGACAGGUGAGCUCUGAGCCGGUGUUUCAUUAACAUAUUUUUACAGCCACGGUUUCCAGGUUGUGUAAGACGGAGACGGCCUUCCAGUCGGUCCAGUUCCUGCUCCUCUCGGCAGAGAGCAGGUUGCGUUGCAGGUCUUUCGCCCGAGUGGAGAUUUGAGCGGAGUCGGGAGCCCGCUUGGCUGCGGUUUGGGGGGGGGGCGAAGGAUGAGCUGGUUCCUGUUCUUGAGCCUCCCGGUUCUGGGUGGAUACGCUCUCGGCUCGGUGUACCUGCUGAGGAACCCCCACAUUCUCCACAAGAAGAAACGCACCGCUUUUUACUGCACGCACAUCUCUCACAGAGGAGGAAGUGGAGAGAAGAUAGAAAGCACGAUGGAGGCGUUCACAAACGCCGUGCAGCAGGGCACGCAGAUGCUGGAGAUGGACUGUCACUUAACCCGCGAUGGACAUGUGGUGGUGUCACAUGACGAGAAUCUGCUGAGGCAGACCGGCCGCGACGCCGACAUCUCCUCCCUCGACUUCCAGGAUUUGCCUCUGUACAAAGAGAAACUGGAGGUGACUUUCUAUGAAGGUCGCCACAGCAGCGGCGCAGACAGGAAGUUUGCUCUGCUGGAGGACGUGUUCCGGAAGUUCCCCGAGAUGCCGGUCAGCGUUGAGAUCAAAGAGAACAACCACCAGCUGAUAGAAAAGGUUUCUGACUUGGUUCGGAGCUACAACAGAGAGGAGAUCACCGUGUGGGCCUCAGUGAAAUCCGGGAUUUUGAAAGACUGCCGCAGAACGAACGACAUGAUGCCGUACAGCUUCUCCGAGAGCAAAGGCGUGCUGGUGCUGCUUCUCUUCUACACCGGGCUGCUUCCCUUUGUGCCGCUGGGAGAGAGUUUACUGCAGUUCUACCUGCCGCGCAUCAUCAACAGGACGUACAUUCCUGAGGAGGGCAUCCUGAGGAACAAGCGGAUCAUCUCUUUGAUAGAGAAAGUCACAAUGAGGAAGAGUCUGUUCAAACACCUCUCAGCGCGGGGAAUCCAGGUGCAUUUGUUUGUGUGCAAUAAAGACGACGACAUUAAGGCCGCAUUCGAAGUCGGGGCCACAGGCGUGAUGAGUGACUACCCGACCCUUCUGUCCAGCUACCUCUGCAGGAACCCGAGCCCUCGCGCGCAACAGCAAGGCAGAACCCAGCGGCUUUGUGAUCAGUGACGAUUGAGUGAAGAAAACACUUUGAAAAUACAAGAAGUGUGGGACAAACUUUGUUGUUUGUCUAAUAAACACAAUGCAGUCGGAACAAAACCAUCACUCAACUCAAUCUUUCACUGUAGAGACGAUGACCUGCGAUCGGGUCAUUUCUACGCCCUCACGUCGGGAUGAAUUUCACUCCUUUGUUGGUGCGAAUGGGUCAUAAAACAAAAAAGUAGUGACAAAUCAGACCAGAAUUAGACCAUCUUAAUGUUAGUUUAUGUUUUGUAAGUGUGCAAAUGUGUUGUGUAUAGAAUACACUAAUGUGAAUGUGGGGGAGGAGCAGGAGCAUUUGUACUCAAACACACACAUGGAUAACGUAAUAAUAAUAAUGAUAGAAUAAUGGGAAUAAUCUGUAACCUUAGGUCAGAGCACAGGCCCACUGUGACUAAGUGGCUUAGGACUUUAUGAAUGAAAUGACACAGUAGCUGGCUGGAUGUUUUAUUUUAGUCAGUCAGUUUGUGAAGAAAUUGUGCGACGGUGCAAAUAGUUUUGAGGCGGACGUGGUUUUGUUUUCACUGUGUUGGAUUUUAUUUUAGAAAUACAUUAUUUGGGCCCAAUUCACCUGGAUUCAUGCUUUUCAUGUCAUUAAUUUAGUGUUUAACACAGUCACAUCAACAGGAUUUGUAUGGGCAGUUAGCUUCACCUGUGUCCUUGUUCUGGAAGGUCCACGGUCAAAGUCCGGCCGCGCCGCUGUGAGAAUAAACAACCACUCUAGCGGUGAAACAAAGGCUGCAUUUUUCUGACCCGCUUGGCCUUGCUUUGCACUGUGACAAGUGAGUGAACGUAUUAUUAGUGGAUCAGGGCUGACGAGGAAGUCUUUGAUACAUUACAUGCAAAGAGCAAAGGUCUAAAUAAGUGACCCAGAAGAGAUAAAAUGUGCAUGUGAACACACAUUGGGGUCUAAAUCUACGGUUUCAGACGCACUGCUUUUCAACAGCAAUAUUUAUACUGUCGUUAGGUGUGCCUUAAAUCCACAUAUUACACUUAAUACUCGACCAAUGUAACUAUUUUGGAAAAUAAAUCAAACCUUUAUUUGUUAAUUAUUUAUUUGAUCAACAAUUAAAUCGAUCAUGAAUUGUCUUGUUUAGGGCUAAUUAAAAUGCUAUAGGGCCAAUGGUGCUGUGCUGAGGGGAACUUUGAACUCAUUGCAACUGGCCUGCAGAUCACAUAUAAGCUACAGCUUUUACACACAAAACAUAAUCAAGAGAACAACCAAACCAACCAUCCACACGCUGUGUGAGUUUGACCUGUUAGCAGAAGGCUGGAGUACUUGUAUCCCA